Messenger RNA from Endocarpon pusillum Z07020, 2130 nucleotides. RefSeq lists its product as uncharacterized. The record is from RefSeq and is a predicted model, not a curated record. NCBI's taxonomy places the organism in Eukaryota, Fungi, Ascomycota, Eurotiomycetes, Verrucariales, Verrucariaceae. Gene Ontology annotation, molecular function: oxidoreductase activity. Bases 1 to 2130 code for a protein of 709 amino acids. Gene Ontology annotation, cellular component: mitochondrial matrix. The transcript has 8 exons. Gene Ontology annotation, biological process: tricarboxylic acid cycle; carbohydrate metabolic process.
AUGGCCGCAGUUGUGCUACCACCAACUACGACAGGUACUCUCGGUUUGUGGAAUGGGACUAAGGAUGGCGAGGCCGGAUAUAUUGACUAUGCGACUGGAAACACUAAUAUGAAUCGUCCGAAAGAAGUCGACAUUGUUGCGCAUGAUAUUAGACAUAUCAGUCCUCAGCCUACCCUGUUGAAAAAUGGCUACCAAUUAACCGACAUUCCCACGAGUGUGACAACAGAAGAAUUCCUCAACAGCCAAACCCCUGAGGGCAAGAAGCACAUUGAGGAUGUUUACUUCCCAGAAUGCGCCAAGAUCAUUGAAAAAAUUACGGGUGGCGUGGGGCUGGUGAUUCCUACCUCCUUUCGGCUUCGUGAGCAGAAGGGGAACACGAAACAAAGCACGAACGAGAAGUUGGGUGAAGUCGAGGCCAGAUAUGCCCCCAGGCCUGUUGCACAUCUCGAUAGAGAUACCCCAACUGCUAUAAUGCUUUUGAAGGAGACCGUUGGUGCGGAGAAAGCCGAUGAGUUACUGUCUAAGUACAAGCACUGGGCUCAGGUGAACACGUGGCGGCCAAUCGGUAACCCAGCUACGAAAUGGCCUUUGUGCUUCAUCAAUCAUGACCGUAUCCCUAACUGGGACUACGACACCCACGUGGGCCAUAUCUUCUCUAAGAAUGAUCCCCUUGUCGCAGACAGAGGAGCAAAGCCCUACGUUUGCGUAGUGAAACAUGACGAUCGAUAUGACUACCACUACGUCAGUAGCCUUAGGCCGGCGGAAUGCUUAGUGUUCUGCUCUUUCGACUCGGACCCGAAAUUGGCGAUGCCUCACUCGGCUUUCUGGGAUAACAGCACCCCCGAUGAUGCUCCUAACCGGCGAUCAAUUGAGCCAAUUCCCAUAGCCGUCAGUGGAGCCGCGACGAACCUGAAGAUGAACGGCGUCAAGACCCAAGCCAAUGAAGAAAAUGGUGUCGCAACCGAAAUUAUCGGUGACUACCUGCACGUUCUCGAUUCUCGUACGUGGAAGACAUACAAGAUUCCAAUCUCCGACAACUUUGUACGAGCUUCAGACUUGAGCGUCAUCUCCGCUCCAGAAGUCCGACAAAGCAAGGAAUCGGGAGCUGAGAGAGUGCGGAAGCUCGCUGUCUUGGAUCCUGGUUUCCAGCACACCGCUUGUAAAGAGUCGGCAAUCACGCUCAUCGAUGGAGAGAAAGGCGAGCUCUGGUUCCGUGGCAUGCGGAUAGAGGAUUUGUUUCGUCAUUACGACUUCGAUACCACCAUGUAUCUUCUGAUCUGGGGACAUCUUCCCACAAAUGAGGAAAAGGAGCGCUUCGAAUACUCGAUGGCUGCUGCGGCCAGUCCGCCACGGGCUGUUGUCGAUGCUAUCCAAGCCUUGCCCCGCGAAACCGACAUGUACUCGAUCCUUCUCACCGGACUCGCUGCAUAUGUUGGCACCGAUACUGAGAUGAUCACGUCUCGGCACAAUCCCGUUCUGACGUAUCAUAACAACAUGGCCCACACCGACGCCGCCCUGAUCAGGACCAUCGCAUACACCGCCACCGCCACCGCGGUGGCCUACUGUCACAAGAGGAAUAUAGAAUUCACCCAGCCCAAGCAGGGUUUCUCGCUCGUAGAGAACUUUCUGCUCAUGAUCGGGAUCGAUGAUCUGGACAAGAAAAUCUCGCGAACGAUGGAUCGCUUGUGGAUCCUCUAUGCAGAUCACGAACUGUCGUGCUCCACAGCUGCAAGUCUUCACACUGCCUCGACGCUCACGGACCCUCUGUCCUGCGUCCUCGCCAUGAUGGUAGCCGGGGCCGGACCACUCCAUGUCGGAGCGAUCGAGCUGUGCUAUGAGGGCCUAGAAAUGCUCGGCACUGUUGACAAUGUCCCGGCCUAUAUCGAGGCCGUCAAAGCGAGAAAGUUCCGAUUGUUCGGCUACGGACAUCGGGUCUACAAGACUAAAGACCCGCGCGCGACGCGGAUUGAGGAGCUCAUGGAGGAGCACAAGGAGGCCAUUGCGGCGGACCCGUUGCUGCAGGUGGCGAUGGAAAUCGACAAGCAAGCCAACACGGACCCGUAUUUCGUUGAACGGGAGCUCAAACUCAACGCCGACUUCUACAGCUGCUUCAUCUAUACGGCUCUGUGA